GCUCUUUUUACCUUUACUGUUGUUCCUACGGUGCACUCAUCCAACAUCCAACAUCCAACAUCCAACACCCAACAUCCAACGCAUUAAAAUGUGAAACCACGGAGGUGUUCAUCUUAAGCUUCAUCGCCAACUUCAAACCAUACCAGACCCAAAGAUGUACAUACCUAGGUACAUAGUAUCGUUGGUAUUGGUAGUGCCAAGACUAUAAAAGGUCCUGUAACAUCAUAACAUCAUCCUCUCUUAUGCCUACCUAGGUACUCUCUACUCCUUUGCUGCCCAUCUAAUAACAGUGGCAAUAUACCCUCUUACAGCACUUGGCUAAAUAGUAUAUCCUCCCCAUCCACCGGGUACCUAACUAAAAUCUGAAUAUGAUGUGAUUUUCCUGAUAUCCCCAUGCAUUCUCAUACAUCUUUUCCAUUUCCAUAGUCUGUGUAAAUACUAUCUGUCUCCUGGUGAGGCGCAACGAGCCUAAAUGAAAGACCUACUUUAUCUCAUCCCCCUUUUAGCAAUACUUACUUCGAGUGUUGUGGCCCUCAACUUUACAGUUGCCGGUGGUCAAAUAUUUACCCCCGGCUUCGCUGUUCUUGAUGCGCCUCAGCCUGGAACCCCUUUAGGUGGGGACACAAUUGAGGUGGCUCUCGAUGUAACUGCCAAUGGCAAGUUACGCCUUCCUCCAUACGGUAAUGACAGCCCGAGUCGAAUCAACAACAUCACCAUCUUCCUCUAUAGUUAUGUCACCGGAAGGAACUUCACCAUAACGAAUGGGACUGAAUCAGCAAAUGACGCCACCUUAGGCGACAUAAUGCAGUCUGAGUCGGGAAGCACCGUGAAGCAUGUGAAAUGGACCUGGCCACAAUGUCUAAUUGGUGAUGGGAAGCCAACCACCACCGACAGUGAUCGUGGGGCCUAUAAUAUAUCCAUUCGCCAGAACUUCCGUCUCAACGGAGAGGACCACUACACCAUCUUCGAUGUACCAAUCUCUGUCACAAACAAGAUAGAAUUCACUGGUGGCAACCCGUCUUGCGACUCGGUCAACAACCCUCUGCUCUCGCCGGAAGAGAUUGACGCCGAAUCUGCUAAUAGUGUCGGCGUCUUAUUUGCGCCAGGGGAUUCGACUGUGAUCCAACAGCCUGCAUCCACUAGUAGUACUGGUAGUGAUGGAGGGGGCAGUGGAAUCGGCCCCGACAAGCCGGAAGCAAACCCAAGUGAUGGUCUUGGUAGCGGUGCUAGCAUGGUUCGAUGGACAUCGACAGCACGUAGGCUUUCCGUUUUAUCUAUCGUCUACUUUUUAUUCCUAUAAUUAGUCUCUUCAUGAAGCAUGAAUCAAUAACGACGUACCGAUAUAUCGACUGAUUCUAUCUUGCUUGAAAUUCGCCAAUCCCCUGGAUUGAAGCUCCAUAUGUAGCACAUAAGUUUUACCUCGACUUCAUCUAGAGAGGUUAGCAGGGACUUUCUUUAUAAGGUCGUGUUCCUAGGCACGUAGUAACAUAGGGCCCCUAUUUCGAGCUCUUCCCCCCUUUACAUGAGAACCAUACAAUAUGAGUCAUAACUAAGCCGACGUGGUAUUCCUCCACGUGGCUCUUAGUAUAUUUCUUUCAUCUCACCAGGAGUCUUCGCCGGUUUACCUAGCCUUAACAUGCGGACGAGGCAACAUAUGAGGUGAAGUUUGCCAGUGCAUAUC
Hypoxylon fragiforme is the source of this 1681-nucleotide messenger RNA. RefSeq lists its product as uncharacterized. Bases 473 to 1300 code for a protein of 275 amino acids. The record is from RefSeq and is a predicted model, not a curated record. The transcript has 3 exons. NCBI's taxonomy places the organism in Eukaryota, Fungi, Ascomycota, Sordariomycetes, Xylariales, Hypoxylaceae.